UCCAGACUGCAGCGAGUGACGCUGGUGGGUGACACAAGGACCGUGCUCGGUCACGCAAACUGGCAUUGCAAGCAGUCACACUUUUGACCAAGACUGACAUUAGCGGACUAAAAAAAUAUACGAGAGAAGCUUUCCGAUUGACUCUCAAAAUAUAGACGCUUAGUCGAAGAUUAAAGGCGCAGUAUUGUGAUAAAUUUGUUUUCAAAGUCAAUUUCACUAGCAGAAGAUGUCCCCGUUUGCCUGUUUGCUUCUUUUCUGCGUCUUCCGUCCAACGCUCUCCACCUGGUUUGAAUCCGAGGAUGUUGUACCUGUUCGGAUAAACGGAAGAAUUGGGGGUCGUUUUUGGAAAAGAAGCGAGGACCAGGAGAGAGUCAUUCUCAACGCAUUUGGCAAAGAGAUGACCCUCAAUCUUGUCCCCGACAGUAGUUUCAUCUCGCCUUAUUUUACCAUCCAGCGCCUCAGAGCCAAAGAUGUUUUGCGCAGCGCCUCAGGUGCGCAACAUUCCCUGGUUGAGGAGAUCCACAAAUUAAAAAACCGGACGAGUGAGAGUGAAGGACAGCUGAGAAGUUGUUUCUAUUCAGGGAACGUUGAUCAAGAUCAACACUCGCUCGUGGCUCUGAGUUUGUGCUCCGGCGUCCAUGGCUCCUUCAUAACACAGGGGACAGAGUACCUCAUUGAGCCCAAAUUUCGAAGAGGCCUGGGGUCACACUCGGCUGAACAGCUGCAUGUGAUCAAGAGGAGGACUUUGUCCAAAAGCCACGUUGUCCCUUUGCAAUUCGAUCACGCGGCCGAAGCUAGUGGACUGCAACACAAGUGGCAAGCUUUGGGUGAUGUCGGUGACGCACGGAGGGAACCUCGCCGGCGACGCUUCGUUUCCGCGCCACGGUUCAUAGAGACGCUGGCAGUGGCAGAUUCCAGCAUGACCCACUUCUACGGGGACGAAAUAAAGCAUUAUAUUUUGACCUUAAUGUCAAUGGCUGCCCAGCUGUACAAGCACCCGAGUAUAAAGAAUUCAGUGAAUUUAGUUGUGGUGAAGUUGCUGGUGGUAGAGGAUGAGGAGGUCGGGCCAGAGGUCUCCAGCAAUGGAGGGGUCGCUCUCAGGAACUUUUGCUCCUGGCAGCAGCUCUUCAACCCGCCAAGUCAGAGGCAUCCAGAGCACUAUGACACUGCACUCCUCUUCACUAGAGAGGACAUUUGUGGACAAAAGAGCUGUGAUACGUUGGGUGUUGCCGAUGUAGGGACAAUGUGUGAUCCCAAGAGAAGUUGUUCUGUUAUAGAGGACAACGGUUUGCAAGCUGCUUUCACUGCAGCACAUGAACUUGGUCACGUGCUGAGCAUGCCACAUGACGACUCCAAAACCUGCGAGAGGAUCUUUGGGGAUCUUGGUGGACAUUAUUUGAUGGCCCCUUUGUUUGUUAGCCUCAAUAAAACUACGCCUUGGUCUCCCUGUAGUGCACUCUACAUCACAGAGUUCUUUGACAAUGGUCAUGGAGACUGCUUGCUUGAUGUUCCAGAGAGCAGUUUGCCAUUACCAAAGGAGCUUCCAGGAAGCAAAUACAACCUAGACCAUCAAUGCCAACAGAUUUUUGGAGAGGAAUUCUUCCAUUGUCCCAACACAACAGACAAUGAUAUUUGCAGCCAGCUCUGGUGCCAAGAGGAUGGAACAUCCCAGUGCUCCACAAAGAAUGGCAGUCUGCCCUGGGCUGACGGCACCCCUUGUAGUCUCAACAGGACAUGCCUCCAUGGAGUGUGCAUGCCGACAAAGGAGGUGCUGGAGCCACUGGUGGUUGUGGAUGGUGGCUGGAGCACGUGGGGACCGUGGCAACAAUGUUCCAGGACAUGUGGAGGUGGAGUAGAGUUCUCCUAUAGGGAGUGUACAAACCCUGAGCCUCAGAAUGGGGGCAACUAUUGUGAAGGACAAAGGGUUCAGUACCAGUCCUGUAACACACAGCCCUGUGACAACAAUGGUAAGAGUUAUCGAGAGGAACAGUGUGAGAAGUACAACAGUCCAAAUUACCUGGACUACAAUGGCAACAUGAAACAUUGGAUACCAAAGUAUGCUGGCGUGUCUCCGAGGGAUAGAUGCAAACUAUUCUGCCGGGCCAGAGGCAGCAGUGAAUUUAAGGUGUUUGAGUCCAAGGUAGUUGAUGGAACACCCUGUGGUCCUGACACCACAUCAGUUUGCGUCAAAGGCCAGUGUGUGAAGGCAGGCUGUGAUCAGGUGAUAGGAUCCAAUAAACGAGUGGAUAAAUGUGGCGUAUGUGGAGGAAAUGGGCUUUCCUGCAGGAAGAUCACUGGGUCCUACAACAAGGCAAUCUAUGGAUACAGUGACAUCGUCACAAUUCCUGCUGGUGCAACAAAUAUUGAUAUUAAACAACGGAGCCACAGAGGAAUCAAACAUGAUGGGAAUUAUCUGGCUAUCAUGAGAGAGAGUGGAAGUUACAUCCUUAAUGGAAACUUCUCAGUAUCAACAGUGGAGCAAGACAUUCCUGUACUUGGUGCUGUGCUGAAAUACAGCGGAUCCUCCACCUCUUUGGAGAGGAUCCAGAGCUUUAUGAGGCUAAAAGAAGCCAUCGUUAUUCAGCUCCUUGCGACAGCGGGGGAUACCAGUCCACCCAAAGUGAAAUAUUCCUUUUUUAUCUCUAAAGAUGUUGCUUUUAAAUCAAAGGAGAAGAAGGGUUCCUCAACAUCUUUGCAUAUGAUUCAUCCUUUCACUGUGCCAGACUGGGUUUUAGGAGACUGGUCUGAGUGCUCGAAGAGCUGCGGGUCCGGGUGGUCGAGGAGGAAUGUCGAGUGCAAAGACAGUGCAGGCUUUCCCUCAAGUCUUUGUGAUAAAGACUUGAAGCCCAUGGACAUCCGGGCCUGCGGGGACCAGCCCUGUCCAAUCUGGCAGAUGGGACCCUGGUCUGCCUGUUCACGAACUUGUGGUCAGGGCGAACGUCGCCGCAGCAUCUUCUGUAUAGACUACACUGGCAAAACUGUUGAACCAGAAAAGUGUGACGCUAUUAAAAAACCUGCACCUGUCUCUGGGGAAUGUUUUAACCUUGAGUGCUUAUGAAGAGCAUUGGUAAACUGACAAAUUCUCCUUUUGAUCUGACUGCACUUAUCAACAGAUUACAUCACAUCACAAUAAGUGCAUUUGCCUGAGUAUGGUUUUGCCAUCUUGUUUUUGGACAAUCACUGUUGAAAGUAACCAAUGGAAAACUACCUCAGAAAAGUAUUGAGAUGCCGUUUAGAGAUGCUAGAUCAAGGUGCUGUGUUUAAUUUUCUCCACUUUAAAUGAUAACUAAUUUAUUGGAGUUAUAUUUAGUCUAGUUUACCGUAUAGAUUUGUAAAUUAGCUCUCAUUUAUAGUGGGGCUAGGAAAAUGGCAUUAAGUCCUCUAUUUUGCAGCGUGGUGUAAAUAUACUGUAAAUCUAUCUUGCCAUACAGACUUCCAAAGAACUCACAAAACUAGGCUGCUUCAAUUUCAUGUUUUAUCUCAAUUGUUGAUGUAGGUUAGUUUAGUGUGUUGUGGUUUUAAGCUUUUUUGGCGUGUGAUCCAGUUUCACUGCUUCCCAUUUCUACACAAAGGUGAUUGAUUAUGUCAAGGAUUGUAAUUAUAAUAAUACCCACCCAACUUGGUUUCAUGAGAAAGCUAUUCAUUGACUGCAUAAUAUGUUUUUUACCUGGGCCCCGAAGAACUAUUUCACUACUUUUAGACAAAUAAAUCGUUUUAGUGCAAAACUCAAUUCUGUAAAAUGUUUUGUGAGAAGACUUUCCCUGCCCUGUACUUUCUUUUCUGCUUUAUGUCGCAGUUGAGGGCAUCUGGCUUACAAAUGAUCUUUAGUACAUAGUAAAUAAUAAUACAUACUUUAAUACGUUUCAAAAAACAAAAAAAGAACCUUAUUUAAGAUGCAUUUCAUUUUCAUGUCUCUCAUGCCUCAACAAUGUCGACAUUCAAAUGUAAAGAUUUUUUCUAUGUUUAUAUGUAUGAUUUUUAUUCUUCAUUCCUGUUAUUUUACAGUUUGUUAAGAGAAAGAGGGAGCAUUAGGCCUUUAUCCCUUCAAUGAAGGACAAAAGUGUUUUGUAAUAUCAGCUUCCUUUUAAGCUAUUUAUUAUUAUUGUUCUUUUUUUUUUACCUUGGAUAUGUAAUGAACAUGGCAGAUGCUACUGUCUCAGAAAUUAUUUUGUCUGUAAAAAUGUCAAAUAAACACAUUUAUGUUAAUUUACACACCUUAUACUGUUUCAGAUACUUUUUUAUUUGAUUACUUGUUCUUUUAGGCCCAAAACAUUAUAUUAAUUUAAUGGGGGGACUGACUGCACUUUCCAAAUGGUCUGUAGGUUUGAAUGUAAGCAUAAAUGGUUGUUUGUCUCUUCGCGUCCUGCAAUUGGAUGACAGCCAGUUCAGGCUGCACCCCGACCUGCACUUAGGCAUCUGGGAUAGUCUCAAACACCUCCAUGACCACCCCUGAAGUUAGGCAGCACAGAAAGAUAACUCAUAACAAAAUACCAUAUUGAUACAUUUCCUAUAAUUUAUCUUUUUAUCUUAUUAAGACUUUUAUUUUUCUCACUAUUGUUUCUAUUUCUUGUUCUUUCAUAAAUAUGUUUUACACAUGAUUUUAACUUCUAAUUAUGUUUUAUUUUAUUAUUAUUAUUGCCUUAUUGUAUUUUUAUCCUUCUUAUAAAGCGAGGACAGUGUGUUAUGUUCCGCCCGUA
Messenger RNA from Corythoichthys intestinalis (scribbled pipefish), 4697 nucleotides. RefSeq names its product A disintegrin and metalloproteinase with thrombospondin motifs 8-like. The record is from RefSeq and is a predicted model, not a curated record. Gene Ontology annotation, molecular function: metalloendopeptidase activity; zinc ion binding. The transcript is spliced from 9 exons. Gene Ontology annotation, biological process: extracellular matrix organization; proteolysis. The coding region runs from base 227 to 3058 and encodes 943 amino acids. Lineage: Eukaryota; Metazoa; Chordata; Actinopteri; Syngnathiformes; Syngnathidae.